AUUUGUGUAGUUUUGCUUCUGAAAUGACUGGAUUUAAACAAUGGUGGAGUCCAUGAAAAUGUUUGCCAUCUCGUCAUUGUUUAUCAGUCUUUAUGCCUAUAUCUUGGGCAAGUGUGUGUUAGCCAUGCGUAUGCCCACAACACGAAUUAAGUUGAUGUGCAAGCUGUGUGUGUGGCAUAAGUGAAUGUUUUUUCUGUAUGUUUUCAAUGUGUUGGUGUCGUGGGGAAGAGAAACAAGAGGAGAGGAAAUGGGGACCAAAAGUGACUAUUGUUUCAACCGUGCCUCAGUAAACAGCUGAGGGAGAGAGCGAGAGAGAGAGAGGAAGAGAGGGGUGGAAAGGGAAGUGUCUGAAAACAGACUGAGCUUGACGGCAACUAGUUGAAAAUCCAGAUCACGUUGUCGGAGAAGUGUUCAACACUAAAGUUAGUAUGAGUGUGUAUGUAUGUGUGUGUAGGGGCUAGUCUCUAAACCGUACACUAAAGAGGAACUUUAUGCAAGUGUUGAUCCCUCAAGACUGGCGGUGGGACGACCUUCUGGUGAGUUCUGUCAACACAUUCACGCAUACAAAGAGCUAGAUAUACAACAUAUAACUACUUCUCAUUUACAGUUACUGGUUAGUUUGUGGUUACAAAGACGAAAAGAGAGUCUUAUCCAGACUGAAAAAAAAGCAAAUUAAGUUUUUUUCAGUGAGUAAAACUGUGAACUGUCAACACUCUGGCUGUUUGUCUGGUGUCAAAUGCAGUUAGAUUUAAUUUAGCUUUAUCCCGGUGUCAGACUGACACAGCAGUUCAGCUGGUGUGAAACGUUGGACUUCAUGCCUGAGAGAAAGACUUGAUCUGAAUCCAGGGAUCGUGGGACUGCUUGGGUAGAGAGCGGUUGACCAGGGGUCUUGAAUCCCUGAAUACAUUAACUGUACGCAGUCUAUACUAGAGUGUGUAGAUUUGGAAUGGCCAUCUCACAUCCGAUAUUAACUGUUAGUCUGAUUGACUCUGUUAGUGACUAUGUAAUGUCUCAUUUCUGUUUGAAGACCUGUGUUUUACACAGUAGUCUGGUGACUUUGAUUACGGUUGUUUUAUUGACACUUACAUUGACUAUGUCCAGUGUAGGUUAUAUGUCUCAGAUAAUCUAGGUUUCUGUUAUUAGCUGUUUGCUUUUUCAACAUGACUCUCUUUAGUGGCCGCCUUCGAUUGACUGUGUCCCUGGAGGCUGUCUCAGACGGUGUCAGACUGUCUUAGUGGAGCGGGAAACUUGUUAGUCUGAUGAGAGUGGACUGAGGUGUGGGGGCAUAUUGACUGGCGGUGAGGUGCGUGUGCGUGUAGGGGAGUGAUGGCCCCGCGGCCAUCCUCAGGGGAGCUAUGGGGCCUGCACCUCAUGCCCCCGCGUAUCCUGGUGGACUGCUGCCUGCCCAACGGCAUGCUGGUCUGCCUCGAGUGCCUGCGCGAGGCUCCACUGCUCACUAUCAAGCAGCAGCUGUUCACCGAGGCCCGCAAGUACCCACUCUACCACCUGCUACAGGAGGAGUCAUGCUACAUCUUUGUGGGCGUGACCCAGGAGGCAGAGAGGGAGGAGUUUUACGAUGAGACGCGUCGUCUGUGUGACCUGCGCCUCUUUCAGCCCCUCCUCAAAGUCAUCGAACCAAUAGGCAACCGAGAGGAAAAGAUCCUCAACCGCGAAAUCGGCUUUGCCAUAGGCAUGCCCAUCUGUGAGUUUGAGCUGGUGAAGGACUCGGAGGUGCAGGACUUCCGGCGGAGCAUCCUCUGCGUGUGCAGGGAGGCCAUGGAGGAGAGGGAGGGAGGAGGCGCUCACUCCCAAGCACUCUACGUCUACCCCCCCAACGUGGAGUCCUCCCCUGACCUGCCCCCCCACAUCUUCUCCAAGCUGGACAAAGGUCGCCUGAUCGUCACCAUCUGGGUGAUCGUGUCUCCGUCCAACGCCAAGCAGAAGUACACGCUGAAGAUCAGCCACGACAGCCUGCCCGAGCAGCUCAUUGCCGAGGCCAUCCGCAAGAAGACGCGCAGCAUGCACCUGUCGGCGCAGCAGCUGCGCAUGUGCGUGCAGGAGUACCAGGGCCAGUACAUCCUCAAGGUCUGCGGCUGCGACGAGUACCUGCUUGAGAAGUACCCGCUCAGCCAGUACAAGUACAUCCGUAGCUGCAUCAUCGUCAGCCGCCUGCCCCACCUGAUGCUGGUCUCCAAGGACAGCCUGUACAGCCAGCUCCCGGCCAGUGGCUUUGUGGCGCCCUCCUACAGCCGCCGCACGCCCCAGCCCAGCCCCUGCCCCGGGGGAAGCGACCCCUCCCCGCCCCGCACCCUCUGGGCCUUCAACACCCUCCUCCGCCUGCGCCUGCUCUGUGCUACCUACGUCAACGUCAACAUCAGGGACAUCGACAAGAUUUACGUUAGAACAGGCAUCUAUCAUGGAGGAGAACCACUGUGUGACAACGUCCACACCCAGAGAGUACCCUGUUCAAACCCCAGGUGGAAUGAGUGGUUGACGUAUGACAUCUACCUGACGGAUCUCCCGAGAGCCGCUCGUCUCUGUCUCUCCAUCUGCUCAGUGAAGGGACGCAAGGGAGCCAAAGAGGAACACUGUCCGCUGGCCUGGGGGAAUGUAAAUAUGUUUGACUACAAGGAUACGCUGGUGUGUGGGAAGGUGGCGCUGAGCUUGUGGCCCGUCCCUCACGGCCUGGAGGAUCUGCUAAAUCCCAUCGGGGUCGCCGGCUCCAACCCCAACAAGGAGACUCCGUGUGUGGAGCUGGAGUUCUCCUGGUUCAACCAGACGGUGAUGUUCCCAGACGAACAGCAGAUCGAGGAGCACGCCAACUGGGUGAUCUCUAGAGAGCUGGGAUACAACUACUGCAUGGGCCUGAGCAGCCGGCUGGCGUGUGACAGCACAGUGUCACCGUCGGAUGGCGAGCAGCUGCGCAGCCUGUGCAGCAGAGACCCGCUCUAUGAACUCUCUGAGCAGGAGAAAGACUUCCUCUGGAGACACCGGCACUACUGUGUGAACAUUCCUGAGAGCCUUCCCAAGCUGCUGCAGGCCGUCAAGUGGAACUCCCGCGACGAAGUGUCUCAGAUGUAUUGUCUGUUGAAGGACUGGCCCUUGAUGCAGCCAGAAUCGGCCCUGGAGCUGCUGGACUGUAACUUCCCCGACCCGAUGGUGCGGGAGUUCGCCCUGCGCUGCCUGGUGCAGGGCCUCACCGACGACAAGCUCAGCCAGUACCUACUGCAGCUGGUGCAGGUGCUGAAGUAUGAGAUGUAUCUGGACAACCCUCUGGCCCGCUUCCUCAUUAAGAAGGCUCUGACCAAUCAAAGAAUAGGACACUUCUUCUUCUGGCAUCUCAAGUCGGAGAUGCACAAUAAGACGGUGUCACGGCGGUUCGGCCUGCUGCUGGAGGCCUUCUGCCGGGCCUGUGGGAUGUACCUGAAGCACCUGAACCGACAGGUGGAGGCCAUGGACAAGCUGGUCAACCUGACGGACACGCUGAAACAGGAGAAGAAGGAUGAGACACAGAAGACCCAGAUGAAGUUCCUGGUGGAGCACAUGUCCCGGCCCGACUACAUGGAAGCCCUGCAGGGAUUCGUCUCCCCCCUGAAUCCAGUCCACCAACUGGGCAACCUCAGGUUAGAGGAAUGCAGGAUCAUGUCCUCGGCAAAGCGGCCCCUCUGGUUGAACUGGGAGAAUCCUGACAUCAUGAGUGAGCUGCUGUUUACCAACAAUGAGGUCAUCUUCAAAAACGGGGAUGAUCUGCGGCAGGAUAUGCUGACUCUUCAGAUCAUUAAAAUCAUGGAGAACAUCUGGCAAAACCAGGGCUUGGAUCUGAGAAUGCUGCCGUAUGGCUGUCUGUCCAUAGGGGACUGCGUUGGGCUGAUCGAGGUGGUGAAGAACUCCUACACCAUCAUGCAGAUCCAGUGCAAAGGAGGCCUGAAGGGGGCGCUGCAGUUCAAUAGCAACACGCUGCACCACUGGAUCAAGGACAAGAACCGCGGCGAGGCGUAUGAUAAAGCGAUAGAACUGUUCACUCGUUCAUGUGCAGGCUACUGUGUGGCCACCUUCAUUCUUGGCAUUGGAGACAGGCACAACAGCAACAUCAUGGUGAAAGAGAACGGACAGCUGUUUCACAUAGACUUUGGCCACUUCCUGGACCAUAAGAAGAAGAAGUUUGGCUACAAGCGCGAGCGGGUGCCGUUCGUGCUCACACAGGACUUCCUCAUCGUCAUCAGCAAAGGCGUGCAGGAGUGCACCAAGACCAAGGAGUUUGAAAGGUUCCAGGAGAUGUGCUACAAGGCCUACCUGGCCAUCCGUCAGCACGCCAGCCUCUUCAUCAACCUGUUCUCGCUGCUCCUGGGAUGCGGCAUGCCCGAGCUGCAGAGCUUCGACGACAUUGCGUACCUGCGCAAGACGCUGGCGCUGGAGAAGAGCCAGCAGGAGGCACUGGAGUACUUCACCAAGCAGAUGAACGACGCCCACCACGGCGGCUGGACCACCAAGAUGGACUGGAUCUUCCACACCAUCCGGCACAUGCCCAACGAGCAUUAAAACACACACACACACACACACACACAUCCAACAUACACACACACUCAUACACACAUAAUCAUGCACAAAGUGCAAAAAGACUUGCCAUCUGAUAAAAAGCCAAUGAGCAUUAAAUACUUAAACUCACAUAUGCACACAAAUCAAACAUAUCCAGUGAGCAUAAAUCAUGUACAGACACUCAAAGCACACACACGCACACACACACACACUCACAUACACACACAUCAGACUUAUGCCUUCUGGACACUCACUACAUACACCCUCACUCACCUACUCAAGUCACCCAGUUUCACUCAACACUUUCCCUCCACACACACACACACACACACACACACACACACACACACACACACACACACACAGACACCUGUAUACACACUAGUGAGCAAUAUGUUUAGUGGCUAUGUGGAGGUGAGGUGACUGCACUGAAUAGGAGAGAUCAAAUCUCACUAAAGCACUAACUCGCACACCUCUGCUGCUAAUCACACACACACACACACACACACACACACACACACACACACACACACACACACACACACACACACAGAAACACACACACAGACACACACAGAGACACACACACAAUCUCUCUGACACACACAGCCUCACUUAUGGCACAGUAAAUGCACCCAGACAAUCAGAAGUCUUAGACACAGACACACACACACACACACACACACACACACACACUCUCUCUCUAUCAAACAGAUACACACAAAAAACUGCACUACAGAUUGUGGGAAUUGUGGAGUUGGAGUGAGGAUAAGAUGACGAUGAAGGUGAUUGUGAGAAAAGUGACUCAGCUGUUUAUUGCGUUGCUGGCAAUGAUGGGGAGGGGCCUGAAGGAUUUAAGGUCUGGCCCUCUCUAUGUCGUUGCCUCCUCAGGGUUCCACAAAGGGUCAAAGUUCAAAGGGCACUGCCACCCCAAAGCCAAAAUGGAGAGGUCUUUCCCCAGGAUGCACUGCACCGGACAAAAACACUCCUUCUGCUAUCUCCAGUCUUCCUAUUGACGUAUAUCAAUGGAUAUUUUGCAAAACAAAAACCUGUAAGCUAACUCUUGAGUUUCACGUUGGUUCUGUGUAGUUCAAAGUCCACUAUUUCUGAUGUAGACACGUAACUGUUUUUAAUUGAAUAUUGAAAAAAAAAAAAAAUACCAGCAUGAUUGCCACUGUGAUUGCAGUUAGGCCCUGUUCAACCCCAGCUCCUGCUGUUUCAACCAGAGAAGGACAAUUUUGUUUCAGGUUGGGCUCAUCGCUAAGAUGGACUCACACCAGCUAAAGCCGACCAUAAGAGCGCAGCGGCAUGGUGUGUACAGGGCACGCUGAGAUUUCUGUAUCAGGGAUUUAAAUAGUUUUCAAAAAACAAACAAACAAAUAAACAAAGAAUCAUUAACAAGACAAUCUCUGUCUCAAUGAAGUAACUUAUAGUAAGAUCAAAUAUUUUUCUCUUUGACCAAAUUUGAGCUGUUAGACACUCACUUCAUCCAUGCUAGACUCUCUCACCUCUGAAAUGAGCGGGUUUUGAACCGAGCAACAGCAGGGGAUGGUGUGUGGCCUGCUCACCGUCACUCAACAGCAGGAUCAGCACUGCAACUGAUGUCUGUUUUACUUGUAGGUGUUAUCAGAUGGUCUGUUCAAAAUAUCCGGUGUAGAUAUUCAUGACUGACUCAUGGAGCUUGUUCUGUUUAGUCAUUAUGCAUACGUGUUGAGUUGGGGUCCAAAACAAGCAGAGUUUAAAAAAAAAAAAAAAAAACCACACUAAAUUUCAGGAAUUCCAUUUCAUGUAGGUCUUUCUGACGAUAUGCUAUGUUAUUUCUAUUAUCAACAUUCAAAAUGAAUGAACAUCUCUUAUCUGCAUGACUGAGUUGUGAAAUUUGAUCAUGUCCAUGUUGAUUAUUCAUUUGUCAUUAGCACCUUAGCGCCUAAGCGGUGGGUCUGUGUUCUGGACGCGCGGAACUCCCCCAAAAAAGAACAGAAGCACCCUUCAUUAGGAUCUCAGUUAGCCAGACGGAGAGAGUUACAUUUGUCAUGUGUGGGUAGCCGUAGUCGUUAGUGACGUAGUGAUGGGGGUGAUAACCAUGGAAAUCGGCGUACUGUAUUUCAUUGAAGUUUGUACUGAUGUUGGCACACGUGACCUGAUCGCGACCUCAAGGUCAGGCCUAAUGUUCUGAAACUUUGAAGUGAUCUCUUGAGUAUUAUGAUGUUCGGAUGUUUUAGUGAUAUUUAUCUUAAUAAAUAUUUCAAGAUGC
This is a messenger RNA of Clupea harengus (Atlantic herring), 6790 nucleotides long. RefSeq lists its product as uncharacterized. Gene Ontology annotation, biological process: cell migration; phosphatidylinositol 3-kinase/protein kinase B signal transduction; phosphatidylinositol-3-phosphate biosynthetic process. The transcript is spliced from 22 exons. Gene Ontology annotation, molecular function: 1-phosphatidylinositol-3-kinase activity; 1-phosphatidylinositol-4-phosphate 3-kinase activity. NCBI's taxonomy places the organism in Eukaryota, Metazoa, Chordata, Actinopteri, Clupeiformes, Clupeidae. The record is from RefSeq and is a predicted model, not a curated record. The coding region runs from base 1327 to 4539 and encodes 1070 amino acids. Gene Ontology annotation, cellular component: phosphatidylinositol 3-kinase complex, class IA; cytoplasm; plasma membrane.